GCAUGAAUCUCCGUUUGAUUUACUUGGACAGCGGCCCCAUGGAUCAAGAGCAGGUUCUGGGUCACUAAAGCAGGCUCAAGUGCCUUCCCCGUCGUUACAAGCUCCAUUAUCUCGGCGUUAGGUGCGCUUGGGAUGCGUGACGAUGCAAUUGGGGGACGAGACGAAAAUGUAGGACAAAGUCGGAGGAGGGAAUCAUUCAAUAUCCAAAUUAGUGGGUCCUCAUUCGGUCGCAUCUCAUCUGAUAUACAUGGACAAGGGCAUGGAGGAAGAAGUCGAUCGUUUGGUGCAAAUGGCCAGGGCGCAGGCCCUUUGUUUAGCAGAGGCUUUGGUAUGAGUAGUUUCGGUGGGAGCGUUAGUGUGGGCGGAAGUGUCCUCCAAAGCGCGAGUCAAAGUGUUGUGCCAAGCGCGAAUACGAGUCAAACUCAAAGUCCCCGUAGUCCUGAAGCCGUGGGUCUGGAUCACCUUGCUGAGCACAAGGAUGCGGUGCCGUCUUAUGGAAAUUUAUCGUCACCGACACUAACGCAUAUGAAAGCGAGACAGGCACCUUCCGGACAUGAUGGUUCGCAGACGCAGUCGCGGCAGACAUCGUAUGGAUCACAAGGCGAUGAUCAAAAGGGUUCAGCGAUUCAACCUGGACGUUCACAAGGGCCACAAUCUCAUCUCGAUUCUUCUCAAAAACAACGACAUUCAUCCCACUCUCAACGACAGCAAUCCCAACAAUCCGCUCAGAGCCAAUCCCAAUCGCAGCACCAUCAUCCCGCUCAUCCAGGUCCUAUAUCGCUUCCUCCCCCUUCUAACUUUUCUCUGCCAGUAUAUCCACAGCCUCUGUCUCCACAUGGCCAUGGCCCAAUGCCUUCGCAUGUGCAUGUACAUGGACCGAUGUCACCGCAUGUGGCUCACCCUACGUCGCCUUUGUAUCAUCCCGCUCAUGGUAUGAACGUUGGAUAUGUGCCUAUGUCUCCACUUGGACAUCCUAGUAGCCCGAUGCACCAUCCUGGUUACUCCACGCAGGGAGGGUACGCAGUUCAAGGCGGAAAUGGCCAUCCCAUGACCCCAAUGCAUCAUCCUUCGUACGCCAUGAGUGUGAUGACACCGCAUGGGCUCCCGCCUAUUACUCCAUCGAUGCCGCCGUUUACUUUCUUGCAGCCACAAUCACAAAUGUCCCAGCAACAACAUCAGCAUAUGCAGCACCAGCAGC
Messenger RNA from Serpula lacrymans var. lacrymans S7.9, 1198 nucleotides. RefSeq lists its product as uncharacterized. Lineage: Eukaryota; Fungi; Basidiomycota; Agaricomycetes; Boletales; Serpulaceae. The record is from RefSeq and is a predicted model, not a curated record. The transcript is spliced from 2 exons. The annotation marks the transcript as partial.